CUUCACUCUGAGAGGAGGAGGAGGAUGGUGUAUGAUUGGCCAGGCGGGGACUGGUAGUCCGGAGGCUGGCGUUGAGCUCCGCGUUGAUCCCCGUGUUCUUGUUUACACCUUGCGGACAGGGACAAGACAAGACGCCCAGGAGGGGGGGGGGAGUCCAGUGUGCGACUAUCUGACAGCAUCGUCCCGUGGUCCUUAUUUUGUAUGGUCGCAAACCAAGUUUCUGUUUGCUGGGAAAUCGGACUCUCUCUCUCUCUCUCUCUCUCUCUCUCUCUCUCUCGUCUGAUCCACGUCUCUCCAUACACAGCAGCGAUGCGUCAAACUUUCUGGUGACUUUUGUGGCACCGCUGCUCUGAUGGCUCCGGGUACAAGUAGACCUGGAAAUGAAAUCCACCAGGAAUAGACCCGAUCAAUUGUUUCUUUACGUCCACAGGGUGUGAUAUCUACGGAGCUCCUCAAACUUUGAUUCCGGACGGAAAUUACACCCUUUCAAUCUUCCUCAGACAUCCACACGCUGCUGGGUGAUGGAUGUGUUUUGAGCUUUGUAGCCUGUUUGCGUCAAGAGUGAACUAUUUACCAACACAACGGCACCUAACAUCAGUUACUGGACUUGUUAGUAUUUCCUGAGAAAUCUAUCACCGUCUAAAAGACUUUGCUGGUACAAGAGCCACUUGGUGUGUCAAGAGCACCGCAGGUUACCCCUGUGUGGACGACGAGGUUUCGCAACGGCGUAGCCGGAAAAGAUGCUCUCUGUUCGGACGCAGCGUGACCAAGGUCUCGGUCCUCUGGUUCUUCUCCUCCUGUUUGGGGGAUAUGUCGUGUCUGGCACUGAGAGCAGCGACUACAGCGAGGCCGAGGUCCUCCCCGACUCCUUCCCGUCAGCGCCGGCAGAGCCUCUCCCAGAAUUCCUGCUGGAACCGGAGGACGCUUUUAUCGUAAAGAAUCGGCCGGUCCAGCUGCGGUGCCGGGCGUCACCGGCCACGCAGAUCUACUUCAAAUGCAACGGAGAAUGGGUCAAUCAGAACGAUCACAUCACCAGAGAGAGCCUGGACCAGAUCACAGGUCUGGUGGUGAGGGAGGUGGACAUCUCGGUGUCGAGGACCCAGGUGGAGGAGCUGUUUGGGCUGGAGGACUACUGGUGCCAGUGUGUGGCCUGGAGCUCGGCUGGCACCACCAAGAGCAACCGUGCCUACGUUCGCAUCGCAUACCUGAGGAAAAACUUUGAGCAGGAGCCGCUGGGGCGGGAGGUGCGACUCGAGCAGGAAGUGCUGCUGCAGUGCCGCCCCCCGGAGGGCAUGCCCGCCGCUGAGGUGGACUGGCUGAAAAACGAGGAUGUCAUCGAUCCGUCACAGGAUUCCAACUUCCUGAUCACCAUCGAUCAUGAUCUGAUUAUCAAACAGGCCAGACUCUUAGACACCGCCAACUACACCUGUGUGGCUCGUAACGUGGUGGCCAAAAGACGCAGCAGCACCGCCACACUCAUUGUUUAUGUGAGCGGAGGUUGGUCUUCUUGGACUGAAUGGUCAGAGUGUAACGCUCAAUGCGGGCGGGGUUGGCAGCGACGAACACGCAGCUGCACCAAUCCCGCCCCUCUGAAUGGAGGAGCCUUCUGCGAGGGUCCGCCCUUCCAGAGAGUGACCUGCACCACACUGUGCCCAGUGGAUGGAGGCUGGACAGAGUGGGCAAAGUGGUCUGCCUGCGGGACAGAGUGCACCCACUGGCGCAGUCGCGAGUGCCAAGCCCCCCCACCCAGGAACGGAGGAAAGCACUGCAGCGGCAGCAUGAUGGAGAGCAAAAACUGCACUGAAGGGCUGUGUACACGAAAUAAAAAGAUUUCUAUUGAACAUGCAAGCCAUCCACUGGCCCCAGGUAUGGGUGUAGCGGUCUACGCCGGUCUGGUGGUGGCCCUGCUGCUGUGUGUGAUCCUGGCGCUGUGCGUGGGAGGCCUCGCAUAUCGCCGCAGACGCCGCCAUCUCCACGGAGAUAUCACCGAUUCUUCGUCUGCUCUCACCACCGCCUUCCACCCUGGCAACUACAAGCCUCCCAGACAGGAUAACCCUCACCCUCUGCAUCCCUCAGCUCCUCCCGAUCUCACAGCCACAGCGGGGGCUUUCCGCGGACCCCUCUUCUCGCUGCAGCACGGGGUCAACGACAGCCCCCACAAAAUCCCCAUGACCACCUCUCCCCUGCUGGACCCCUUGCCCAGCCUCAAAAUCAAGGUGUACAACUCCUCCACUCUUUCCUCCCUGGAGCUCCCUGCUGACAUGGUCUCAGGAGACGGGGAGAUCCUCAGCCUGAAGUCGGUAGGCACCGUGGGUAGAGAGCGGGAGUAUCAUAGUCACACCCUGUCCAGAGAGCCCGGGCUGAGCACCAGCGCCACCCUGGGUAACCUGGGAGGACGCCUCACCAUCCCCAACACAGGUGUGAGCCUGCUGGUCCCCCCUGGCACAAUCCCCCAGGGGAAGUUCUACGAGAUGUACCUCAUUAUUAACAAGUGGGACAAAACAACGCUACCCUCUGAGGGCAGUCAGACUGUGUUAAGUCCUGUGGUGAGCUGUGGCCCGUCUGGUAUGCUACUGAACCGUCCUGUGGUCCUCACAUUGCCCCACUGUGCCCAGCUAGACACACCUACACCCGACUGGACCCUCACACUCAAGACUCAGACACACCAGGGGGCCUGGGAGGAGGUGCUGACGGUGGGCGAGGAGACUUUGUCGUCUCCGUGCUACCUGCAGCUGGAGGAGGAGUGUUGUCACGUUCUCAUGGAGCAGCUGGGAACGUACGGCCUGGUGGGCCAGUCCUGCCCCCCGCAGCCGGCCUGCAAACGCCUGCAGCUGGCCCUGUUCGCCCCCCGAGCACCCUGCCUCUCCCUUGACUACAGCCUCCGGAUCUACUGUAUCCAUGACACCCCACAUGCCCUCAAGGAGGUGCUGGAUCUGGAGAGGAGUCUAGGCGGAGUUUUGCUGGAGGAUCCCAAGCCGCUGCUCUUCAAAGACAGCUACCACAACCUGCGCCUGUCCAUCCACGACAUUCCUCACACUCACUGGAGAAGCAAACUUCUGGCCAAGUACCAGGAGAUCCCGUUCUAUCACAUUUGGAGCGGCAGUCAGAGACCACUGCACUGCACCUUCAGCCUGGAGAGAGGCAGCCUGGCCGUGUCGCAGCUCACCUGUAAGAUCUGUGUCCGACAGGUGGAAGGGGAGGGACAGAUAUUCCAGCUGCAUACAGAUAUUCAGGAGACUCUACCACCGCACUCGCCCCUCCCCUCAGGAGGCACCUGCCUGCCUUCCUCUCAAGUGGGACCCUAUGCCUUUCGCUUGCCUGACUCCAUCCGCCAGAAGAUCUGUGCCAGUUUGGAUGCACCCAGCGCUCGUGGGUGUGACUGGAGGCUACUGGCACGCAGUCUGGGCUUUGACAGGUACUUGAACUACUUUGCAACAAAGCCCAGCCCCACAGGUGUUCUGCUGGACUUAUGGGAAGCCUGUCACCAAGGUGACGCAGACCUGGUCUCUCUGGCGACCGCGCUGGAAGAGAUGGGCAAAAGUGAGGUGCUAGUUGUCAUGACAACUGAUGGGGAUUGUUGAUUGGUCAAGGAACAAUAGAGCAAGCCAGACAUUUUUUCCCCCACCGUGAUGAAAAUAAGGAUACCUGCCUAUGAAUAUGCACCCUGGCACACAUCAUAAGCCCACAGAGCAUUUUGGUUCUCUCACAUGCACUGUAUUACCUCUGCCUCAUCUCACUUCUCACCGGCCCGCUGUAGCUACAUCCACCAUAACCUGUCUCCCUGCGAGCCAUCUUAUGACAACUGCUAACCUGAUUCAGCUUGAAUCCUCCAAAGCAAUGUUGCAUCUGCAAGAUGUGAAAGCAUUUUAAGGGUAACGAAGAUAUAAAGUGUGUGUGCUAAUGACUGUCUUCUUCAACGAUUGAAAAUGAUGCUAUUCUUGUACAUAAAUGACAACGCUUUGGAACAAACAACAACAACAAAAAAUAAAAAAAAUCCAUGUAUUCAGCGCACUCAAGCACGCACAAUAACACAGACACACAAAGGCAAACACCAUGUUUACCCAUGUUUCAGUAGCAGCAUGAAAGUGCAUGAUUUAACAUCAUCUCACCUCAUGGCAGGGGCUUUUGUUUCCUCCAUUGUCAUUCUGUGUGGGAAGUGACAGGCAGCACAAACCUGUCUGCGCCCUCCUCAGGCUACAGACACACUCCAACACACACGCGGACAAACUGGUCAUUAAUCGGCUCUGAAUCAGACAGGCUAGGAUUUCUUGUGUAACUGCUUUGACUGCCAGCAAAUCGUAUGAGGACCCAACUCUUAAGGUUUCAGGGCUUGAGCUUAUCGCUUUGGGCUGAGAAAAAAAAAAAAAAAAAAAAAAGGAAUAGAAAGAAUCAAAAAGCUGCCUCUUCUUUGUGGUGGGAGGGUGAAUUGUGAAGUUUGUUUCAGAAUUGGUGGAUAACUACACCAACUGACUCUUUAUAUUGUACCAACAAAUGCCUCAAAGCCUUGGCAUAUCUUUCCGACUCACAGGGGUUUUUCUCUUUCAUCUCUCCUCACAUUCCUCUAUCGCUCCGCCACACUCCUCCGAUCUGUUGAGCAUAAACUGCAGGAGAGCUUUCUGGUCAUCCCUUAAAAGUUUCCUUUGGGGAACGCUCUUUAAGUUAUUAUCCAUAUUUGUGGAUCUUUUUUUUUUUUCUCUCUCUCUCUUUUCAUUGUCAUUGCUGUUACGAUCAUAUAGAACCAGCUUUAUCAUCUGUGCUUGUUUAGGCCGCUGAGCUGCUGUGUAUUAUUUCUGAUUCUAGUAGAGCAGGCCAAAUGGGAGGCUUAGGUGCACAGCGGCUGUCUCAGCUGCGAAUAACAAAACCAUGUUUGUUUGUUAUUCUUAAUAUUGUGUAUCUAUUCGAAAUGUAAAAUAUGAACUGUACAACAUGAUUAGAGGUGGUCAGACGUCCAGGUGAAUAUGCUGUACGCUGUGUUUCAUAGGCAUUUUUUUUUCUUUGCUGUAAGUGAGGGCAGUUCCCACUGUUCAGAAUAGAUUAGCCUUGUCUUGAAUCAACUAGGCAGCAAGGGACCAUCAAAUUUACCUCAACACUAACUGCAUUAUGUUUCGAUCUCUUCGUUGUCCACCACUGUCUGUCCAUCAGCGUGAAACUCAUUACUUCUCCCUCCUCUCAGUUUGAUAACAUAUUGUUUUUACUAAGCCGCCUGCUUUGUGGUCAGGGUUCCUCAAGCUAUUUGCAUUAUCAAUAUUGUUCUGUCGGUUAUUGUUAGACGGGAAUUGAAAUGCUGUCAUCUGUAACAUUGUCUUUACUUAAUUUUCUGUGUGUCAUUGAGUCUUUUCCUCCCUCAAAAGCAAAAACAAAGUGUUCAUAUCUUCAAACCACAAAAAAAAAAAAAAAAAAAACCAAAACACAGGCAGUAUCCCUCCUCUUCAGCAGUGAGUCAUGUCACUGUUUUGUGUGAAUGAACUCAAACUCUGUGUGUGUGGGUGUGGGUGUGUGGGGGUGUGUGGGUGUGUGUGUGCGUGUGCGAGUGGGUAUGUGGGUGUGCAAAUAGAGUAUGUGCACACGCUUAAGGUCUGUCAUUUCUCUUUGUAAGUGCUAUGCAAGUACAAAAGAAAAGCAAAGCAUUUUUUGACUUCUUUUGUUUCCUGGAAGAGUAAUUCUAUUUUUUCAGACCAGGGCAUUGACAGGGUUCUGAUUUUGUAUCCUAAAGUGGUUAAAGAGAGGUGACGGUAGUGGGAAUCCUCCAUUUGGAUCAGAGGGAUUGGAUCAGUAAACAAGGAAGCGACAACUGAAAAAGCACACGUGGAAGAGGAAAACAAAAUUUGGUGCAAUGGCUACAAUACUGGUUGUGACUAACAUUAUGAAACUCGUGCCCUGCAGAUCUUUUGCGUGUGAGGAAAUAUCAACUGAACAUGACCGGUCCAGUACUUUGGAUCCCUAAACACUGCAGGACUAUUUUCUUUCCUCGAAUCUCGUGACAGAGACUGGCUAGCUGUAGACUACAGUGUUCAUUUGUCCAGAUUUCUCGAGUGUCUGUUGGAUCUUUGGCCAUAGCUCUGGAUCAUUCGUGCUGGAACUGGACAGGAUUCUACCUUGCUCCCAUCAAAGAGAAAACAAUUAGCCUUUUGUUCAAGAAGUCAGACAUUUUUACAGAAAAACAAAACAAAAAACCAACAAACAAAGAAAACAAAACUGAUUCAGUGACAUUAUUUUAUCUCUGUAAAGUACCAAUUGUAAAUAAACGUCUAGCCUUCUUACCUGUAACUAAAUAUAAUUUUUAUGCAAUAAAUUAUAUUUCUUAGUUUAA
Molecule: messenger RNA, 6310 nt
Organism: Seriola aureovittata
Lineage: Eukaryota; Metazoa; Chordata; Actinopteri; Carangiformes; Carangidae
Gene: unc5b
Product: unc-5 netrin receptor B
Exons: 17
Coding region: 741-3581 (946 amino acids)
Biological process (GO): anterior/posterior axon guidance; netrin-activated signaling pathway
Cellular component (GO): membrane
Molecular function (GO): protein binding; netrin receptor activity
Source: RefSeq, a predicted model, not a curated record